AUGUCUGCGAAGAUCUACUACGACAUCGACGCGAACCUUGAUGUCCUCAAGGACAAGACUAUCAUGUUCCUUGGGUUCGGAAACCAGGGCGCAGCACAGGCCCAGAAUCUGCGCGAUUCGGGCAUUCCCAACGAGAAGAUCAUUGUUGCGAACCGGGCCGACUCCUACGCCGAGGACGCGAAGUCGAAGGGUUUUAACGUUGUCAGCGACUUUGGCGCAGCUGCCAAGGAUGCGGAUGUCGUCUUCCUCCUCAUCCCUGACCAGGUCCAGCCCCGCGUCUUCAACACGGAGGUGGCUCCGAACCUGAAGGACACGGCCGCCAUUGUGGUUGCCAGUGGAUACAACGUGUUCUUCAAGCUGCUGAACUUCAAGCCCACGCAAGACGUGAUUAUGGUUGCCCCUCGGAUGAUCGGUUCUUCGGUCCGGAGUUUGUAUGUCAAGGGCAAGGGCUUCCCGUGCUUCAUCUCGUCGGAACAGGAUGGCACUGGCAAGGCGCUGGAGAUCGCUCUUGCACUUUCGCGUGCGAUUGGCGCCACUAAGGCUGGGGCCAUUGCUUCGUCGGUGCGCGAGGAGACCGCCAUGGACCUGUUCGCGGAGCAGGCGCUAUGGCCGAACGUCAUCAUGCUCUUCAGAGAAGCGUUUAGCGUUCUCAAGGAGGCUGGAUGCUCGGACGAGGCUCUCUGCUACGAGAUGUGGAUGUCGAAGGAGCCCGCUGAGAUCUUUGAGCGUGCGGCCGAGGAUGGGUUCAUCCAACAGCUCAAGCACCACUCCACGGUCUCGCAAUACGGCCAGCUGAACGGCGCUCUGAAUCUGGACGGUUCCGCGAUGCGAGAACACUUCAAGAACAUCUUGUACAACCAGGUCUUGAACGGCAAGUUCUGCAAAGAGUUCAGUGCGAUUGAGGAAGACUUGGAGAAGGAGGGCGAUGCAAACCCUCUCAACGUUCUGUACCAGAAAUCGGAGGCAUCCGAGCUGGGUCAGGCAGAGAAGAGGGUACGGGCAAGGCUUGCGGGGCUCCUGUGA
Epithele typhae is the source of this 1023-nucleotide messenger RNA. Its product is annotated as IlvN-domain-containing protein. NCBI's taxonomy places the organism in Eukaryota, Fungi, Basidiomycota, Agaricomycetes, Polyporales, Epitheliaceae. The transcript is spliced from 9 exons. The record is from RefSeq and is a predicted model, not a curated record. Gene Ontology annotation, biological process: L-valine biosynthetic process. The coding region runs from base 1 to 1023 and encodes 340 amino acids. Gene Ontology annotation, molecular function: ketol-acid reductoisomerase activity.